Messenger RNA from Aureobasidium melanogenum CBS 110374, 744 nucleotides. RefSeq lists its product as uncharacterized. Gene Ontology annotation, molecular function: microtubule plus-end binding; alpha-tubulin binding. Gene Ontology annotation, cellular component: nucleus; microtubule plus-end; cytoplasm. The record is from RefSeq and is a predicted model, not a curated record. Lineage: Eukaryota; Fungi; Ascomycota; Dothideomycetes; Dothideales; Saccotheciaceae. The coding region runs from base 1 to 744 and encodes 247 amino acids. Gene Ontology annotation, biological process: post-chaperonin tubulin folding pathway; tubulin complex assembly; cytoplasmic microtubule organization. The transcript has 3 exons.
AUGGCAGCAACGGCGGAUGUCCCUCUACUAAUCAAUUCGGAUAACGCCCGAUCUGAACGGCGUAUCUCACCUGCUUGGACCAUAGCUCAAUUGAAAUCCCGCUUGGAACCCAUAACAGGUAUUCCGGCUUCCUCACAGAGAUUGACUUUGAGGGUCGCAUCCUGGCCCGAUCAAAACCUGCAGACAGUCGAUGAAGAGAACACACAGCUUGGUGCAUUCACUCUGCAGAGCUACGCAGAACUUCAUGUAACAGACACUCGUCCAGCAGGCCUACGUGCCAACUACACAGAUGUAUCGGCAGUUGAAAAAUACGAAAUGCCACCGGACGAAUAUGAGAGCCGAACUGACAGUGUACUGCAUUGGAAGAAGACGCAUCAGCUAGGCCGAUUCGACCCCAACGCCCCAAGCAUAGAGCAGCAGAAAAUUGCCACUAUUGAAAGAGAGAUUGAAGAGAGAGGUAUCAAGUUGGACGCCCGUUGUCGUUUGCUGGCCGCGGAUCAGAGCGAAAGCUCACUCGAGCGCCGCGGUACUGUCAAGUACAUUGGUCCCGUCUCCGAGAUUCCUGGUAUUGGUGCUUGGGUUGGCAUUGCACUGGAUGAACCUACCGGCAAGAACGAUGGCACGGUAAAGGGCACUCGCUACUUCCAAUGUGGUGCCAACUGCGGUGUCAUAGUACGACCUGAGAGAGUAGAGGUUGGCGACUUCGAUGUCAUCGAUGAGUUUGGAAGCGACGAAGAGUUCUAA